This is a messenger RNA of Diversispora eburnea, 3097 nucleotides long. The record is from the annotation of a GenBank genome assembly. NCBI's taxonomy places the organism in Eukaryota, Fungi, Glomeromycota, Glomeromycetes, Diversisporales, Diversisporaceae.
CGGUGGCGGAGCCCAAGAUUUACCGGGAAUAAAAUAUCAUGUUAUCCGUGGUUAUAUUCGUGCUGAUGCUGAGGGAGUGAAAGAAAGAAAGCAAGGUCGUUCCCUCUACGGAACCAAGAAAGAAAAAAUGCUUGCAGUUAUAACAUCCACUGUUUUAAUUGUAAAUAAGAAUAAAGAAAAGUCCUCUCCGCAACUUCCGAGGGGAGAUAAUUAUUCAAAUGAUAAUUCAAAUUUAGCAGAAACCAAGACUCAAAAAAUUACUUUUCUGGAAUUAGAGUUGAAAUAUAUUAACGGAGCAACUACUCCCGAAGAGUUAGAAAUUAGAGAAAAAAAUAUUCAGGCUGCCGUUAGCAAAUUAAAAGAAGAUAAAAACUAUCCUGACCCUAUAAAAGAAUCAGGAGUAAAGUUAGAAGGAGUAGGAGAGGAUGAAUUAAAAAAAAUAUCUGAUUAUGGUAAGGUUCCAGGAAUAGAAACAGAAACAAACCCCAAUAUAGUUAAACUUAAAGAUUAUUUUCAAAUACCAGCUAGUGGGCAAGGUAAUUGUUUUUUAUAUGCUUGGUCAGUUUUCUUAACCGGUCGCAGUGACGAAAAUGUGCAGCGGGCUUUAAGAGUAGCAAUAGUUCUUUGGAUGAUGAAUAAUUUUGAAACGGCUUCUCAUGGCCCAACAGUAGCCAAUCUUAAAAAAGAAAUAGUCGAUGACCAACUCGCUUAUAAUUACAAACAAUUGGAGGACUAUCAUAUUAAAUUUCUAGAGCCAGUUUUAGAUAGGAGGCUUGGUUUAUUAAGCAAAGUUCCGUCAAAUUAUCACAUAGGAACAAAUUUUCAGUAUCUCAAUCGUGAUACCUUAGGCACUUUCUUAACUUCUGCCAAAUAUGACAACGGUGGCGAAACUUGGAUUAUUUAUAACAGUGGCGAAGAUAAAUUAUCACAAUGGUUAACAAAAAGGCGAUUAAAUGAUGAGCCUCUAUUUUUUCCGGAUGCUCAAAUAAAAAUUUCCAACCCUCUCAAUAAUACUAAUACUCAACAAUUUAUCAAACAAUUAGCCGAACGCGAAGGCGUAUCCGAAGAAAAAAUUAAGGAAGUAAUUAUCGAUUCCUUUCGAAAAUCCUAUUGCCAAGGAGAAAAGUUAGGAGCCGAAUUACAUUUUGAAUUUGACUCAGGACUGUCAGUUUAUCGUCUUUAUAAGAUAGUUAAAACCAUUAAUGACUCCGAAAAAGAAAUAACCAAAGAUAAUGAAUUAUUAAAAGAAGGGCAAAUAAAAGAUGACAAUUUUCUUCUCCCUCUGGAUAUCAAAAAUUUAUCUCUCUCGCUUAAUCAAGAGAUUAAAAGUCGCUUGCUUAAGGAGGUAAGAGAGAAACCCACUGAGGAUACUCCACAAAUUAUUUUGACUCGUUCGGAUGAUUUAUUUAUUCGCAAGUUGUUAGAACAGGAAAUCCCCCAAAUAAAAAACAGAACUAUUGCCAUUCAUAGUGUUUUGCGUUUACCAGGAUUAAUAAGUAAAGUAGUGGUGGAGAAAGGCAAAAAAGCGAUUGAAGAAGGAUUAAAUAUUGAUCCAGCCGGAACUUGUAUUGGUGAAAGGGGCGAAAGAGCCAAAUCUGUUUCCCGAAUAGUUAUUCGCAUGUCUGUAUUGGAAGAAAGCGAGAGAAAUGAUAUUUUAGAAAAUAAAGGUCAAAUAUUACAAGAAAUCGAAAUAAUUCGCCGUGAUAUUCUAAACUCCACCAAUGAAUUUAAAAAUAAAACUCUUUAUUUGGCAAACGAAAACAUAACUGCCGUGGAGUUGGGAGAAAUUAUUGGUAAAUCGAUUAUUCAAGAAUACUUGAAAAAAAGCAAGCAAAAAGGGCAAUUAAUUGCUCGUCCACCCAUUGUUAGUAUUAUGGGUCAUAUCGACCACGGCAAAACUACUUUAUUAGAUACCAUUCGCCAAACCCAAGUCCAAAAAAAAGAGGCUGGGGGAAUAACCCAGAAAGUUAGUGUUUCCCAAGUAGAAUUUCAGGGGCAAAAAAUUACUUUUUUAGAUACCCCAGGACAUAGUGAUUUUAUUAAAAUGCGGCAAGGGGGGAUUUCCUUAACUGACUUAGUAGUAUUGUCACAUGAAACUAACAAUGAAAAUAAUUUAAGUCGAAUUAAAGCUAAUUCUGACUCCCCAGCCCACGGAGUAAUAAUUGAUAGUUAUCUGCAUCCCCGAACCGGUACCCGAGUAAAUGAAUUAUUGAUUCAAGACGGAAAAUUGAAAGAGAAAGAUAGCAUUUUCCUUAACGGAAAUUUUGGAAAAAUCAAAAUGAUAUCUGAUGUUCAUGGCCAGAAAAUCACCACUGCUUAUCCGAGUGAUGUAGUUCAAGUUGUUGGCCUAAAUGUUUCGGCUGAAUUAGGAGAUGGGUUCUUAGUGAUAAAUGACGAAAAAACUAUUGCCGAAGUAGAAAAUGAAUUAACCAAUUACUGGGAAAAAAAGAAGAAAUCAACCCCCCCCCCCCCCAGCCAGAAAAAAAAUAUCAAUCUGGUUCUGAUUGCCGAUAGCCAAAAUAGUCUAGAAGCCCUCAUAGAAUUAAUAAAAAAAAAAACUACUUCUAAUUUAAACUUUUCCAUCGUUUACACCGAAGUAGGAAGUUUGAACAACUUUGCUCUUGAAUUAACAAAAGUCACUAACAGCAUAGUUCUAAUGUUUAGCUAUCAACCUUCCAAGGCCCAGACAAAAAUUCUGAAAGAAGAUGGCAUUUCUUUUUUUAAUAGUAAAAUUAUUUAUGAGAUUGAAGGAAAAUUAGACGAAAUUAUCGGCAGCCAGCAAGAAGUAGAGGAAGUUGAGGAAAUAGUGGGAACAGCAACAGUGAAAGUAGUUUUUGAAUUUUCCAAAGGCAAUAUUGCUGGUUGUCAAGUAAUCAGUGGCAAGAUUAACCGUAAUAAACGAGUUUAUGUACUUCGCGGGAAAGAAAAAAUUUUUGUGGGCGAAAUUAAAAGUUUAGAAAGUAAUAAGGUAGAAAAAAAUGAAAUCAGCAGCGGUCAAGAAUGUGGGAUUGUCCUGAAAAGAUUUGAUAAUUUUAAAGAAGGAGACAAAAUAGUAGCCUUUCAAAUAGUAAAGAGAAAUGUUAUUCAGCAAAAAUAA